ACCAAUAUGCAAGCGCCCAAACCUUUUUGCUAGAGGCUGAUCUCCAUCAGGGUCACUCUCCGCGGGACGCUUUUUUCCGUGAUAAACUCCCGCAUCAGGAUGCUGCGCCAUCCGAACACAAACAGCCGGGUAAUCAAUUAGAGAACUUUCUGCAAAGUAACAAGAAGAAUUUUAUAAUCUACCAUUUGCUAUCCUGGGCACGCGCAAAGUCAACCUGGUGCAACUGGAUGCAUCGCUGAAUGGGUAGCUUGAUGCGAGCACCUAAGCUUUUGAGGGAUGGGCAACUGGCUUUGACUCAUCUGCUGUCGCCCAUUAGGUCAAAACCCAGAACAUUCUACCAUCUUCACACUUCCCCUCCCCCUCCCCCACUUCGAAGUGCGUUACCUACAAACACCAUUUCACCACCAUUUAGAAUGGAUUCAAAUCUACAAAGUAGUCCAAAGUGGACUGCAAAGUCUGUUCGGGAUGCAUUUAUUCAAUAUUUCCAGCAAAAUGGACAUACUUUUGUUGCAUCAGCUCCUGUGGUUCCUCUCUCGGACCCAACCUUGCUUUUUACGAAUGCCGGGAUGAAUCAGUUCAAGUCGAUUUUCCUAGGCACCGUGGAUCCACAAUCUGAUUUUGCCAACCUGAAGAGCGCAGUCAAUACUCAAAAGUGCAUCCGUGCUGGCGGUAAGCAUAAUGAUCUAGACGAUGUGGGAAAGGACAGUUAUCAUCAUACCUUCUUUGAGAUGCUUGGUAACUGGAGUUUUGGCGACUACUUCAAGAAGGAAGCGAUCGGUUACUCUUGGGAACUCAUGACAAAGAUCUAUGGGUUGGAUCCGCAACGAUUAUAUGUUACCUACUUCGAGGGGAGCAAGGAGGGUGGCCUCUCACCCGAUUUGGAAGCCAAGGAGCUAUGGAAAGCAGUGGGUGUUCCGGAAGACCACAUUCUUCCCGGGAAUAUGAAAGACAAUUUUUGGGAAAUGGGUGAUCAGGGUCCUUGCGGACCUUGCAGUGAAAUCCACUAUGACAGGAUUGGGGGGCGCAAUGCCUCCAGCCUUGUCAAUCAGGAUGACCCCAACGUUCUUGAGAUUUGGAACAACGUUUUCAUUCAGUACAACCGUGAGUCAGACCGUUCUUUGAAGCCCCUCCCGAAUAAACAUGUCGACACUGGCAUGGGCUUUGAGCGUCUGGUCUCGGUACUUCAAAAUAAGUCAUCAAAUUAUGACACCGAUGUGUUUUCUCCGUUAUUUCAAACCAUCAAGGACAUCACUGGAGCACAGCAGUAUCAGGGACGAUUCGGUAUUGAAGAUCCGGAUGGAAUCGACACGGCCUACAGGGUUAUAGCAGAUCAUGUUCGAACCCUGACAUUUGCCAUUUCAGAUGGCGUCACACCGAAUAAUGAGGGCCGUGGUUAUGUGAUUCGUCGGGUGCUUCGCAGAGGUGCUCGGUAUGCCAGAAAAUACUUCAGGGUCGAGAUUGGCAGUUUCUUCUCCAAGAUCGUACCGACCCUUGUGGAUCAGAUGGGUGACAUGUUUCCAGAGAUCAAGCGGAAACAGCAAGACGUUAUGGAAAUACUUGACGAGGAAGAGAUUUCGUUUGCAAAGACUUUGGAUCGUGGUGAAAGGCAAUUCGAACAUUAUGCUCAGCAAGCUAAGGCCAAGGGAGAUGAUAAGCUCCACGGUGCUGAUGUUUGGAGAUUGUAUGACACUUUUGGCUUCCCAGUCGACUUGACUCGUAUUAUGGCAGAGGAACGUGGUUUGCGAAUUGAUGAUACUGAGUUCGAGGAGGCUCGCUCAAGAGCUAAGGAAGCAAGUAAAGGACAGAAAAAAGCUGCCGCCGACACCGUCAAACUGGAUGUUCACGAUCUCGGAAAAUUGGAGAAAAUGAAUGACGUUCGCAAAACGAAUGAUUCGGCCAAGUUUGAUAGAGGGAACAUUACUGCCCAGGUUAAGGCGAUCUACCAUGGAAAAUCCUUUCAUUCCUCAACGGAACAGAUACCCGAGGGUGACCAACUUGGGCUUAUACUUGAUCGCACGAAUUUCUAUGCCGAGCAAGGCGGACAGGAAAAUGACACAGGAAGAAUUGUCAUUGACGGACAGGCUGAGCUUGAAGUUGGCGAUGUUCAGCUUUAUGCUGGGUAUGUUCUUCAUACUGGAUUCAUGAAGUAUGGUUCGCUUUCUGUUGGUGAUGAAGUCAUUUGUGAAUACGACGAGCUUCGUCGGUGGCCCAUCAGAAAUAACCACACAGGCACGCAUAUUCUUAAUUUUGCGCUGAAAGAGGUACUGGGAGAUGGUGUGGAGCAGAAGGGCUCACUUGUUGCUGCUGAGAAGCUUAGGUUUGAUUUUUCUCAUAAAUCUCAGAUUGCAGAUAAAGAUCUGGAAAGGAUUGAGGAUAUAUCGACCGAGUAUAUUCGCCAGAAUUGCGCCGUCUACUCGCAGGAGGUUCCUCUCGCAACUGCCCGACAGAUCUCAGGGGUUAGAGCUGUUUUCGGUGAGACCUAUCCAGAUCCUGUUCGUGUUGUGUCUGUAGGCGUGGAGCUGGAGGAGAUCCUCAAGAAUGUUAAGGAUCCUCGUUGGGAAAAAGUUAGUAUUGAGUUCUGUGGUGGAACUCAUGUGCAAAAGACAGGCGACAUUAAGGAACUCGUUAUCCUAGAAGAGAGCGGCAUUGCCAAAGGCAUCCGCAGAAUAAUUGCAGUUACCGGAGAGGAUGCUCAUGAAGUGCAGCGCGUCGCUCUGGAAUUCGAGAAGCGUUUGGAUCGUCUUGAAGCAAUGGCUCUAGGUCCUGAGAAAGAACAGGAUGCCAAGCAAAUUCAAGUCGACCUUAGCCAGUUACUAAUUUCAGCGGUUCAAAAAUCAAGGUUCCGUGAACGCUUUACACAUAUCAACAAGCAAAUCAUUGAUUCGCAAAAAGCGCAACAAAAGCUUGAAUCGAAGAAGGCGCUCGAGGCAAUUACCUCAUACUUCCAAAACCCAGAAAACCAAGAUAAGUCGUGGCUUGUUGCUAAGCUUCCAAUCUCAGCAAAUGCAAAAGCUGUUAGCGAAUCCCUGAACCACGUGAAGUCGAAGCUGCAGGAUAAAACAGUUUACGUCUUGGCCGCGGACUCUAACCAAGGACGUGUCGUCCACGGCUGCUAUGUGUCAAAGGCAAUAAGCGAUCAAGGAGCUUCCGCCAGCGAAUGGGCGGCUAUUGUUUCUACUGCGGUCGGUGGAAAGGCUGGUGGCAAAGGGCCCACGUCUAUUGGCAAUGGUACUAGCCCAGACAAAACCGACGAAGCUAUCGCCUUGGCUUCUGAUUAUCUUAGCAAGUUCAAGCUUUAAGCUCUGGAUGCGGCUUUUAAUAAAUUGUGACACUACUGGCUUGUGAGGACAAGGAGGGGAAAAGAAAAGUAUGGCAAGAGAGCUUAUAGGUGUGUCAAGUGCUAUGGAUAGAGCUCAAGAAGGUCACUACAAGUAAUGGCUUCUUCGUUGCUUGGGCAUAUGGGAAUCCACUUCAAACAUCUUAGGGCUCGAAACGGCCUUUUGAUCAAGUAUCA
Messenger RNA from Aspergillus caelatus, 3514 nucleotides. Its product is annotated as alanine--tRNA ligase. Bases 240 to 3299 code for a protein of 1019 amino acids. Gene Ontology annotation, cellular component: mitochondrion; cytoplasm. NCBI's taxonomy places the organism in Eukaryota, Fungi, Ascomycota, Eurotiomycetes, Eurotiales, Aspergillaceae. The transcript is spliced from 6 exons. Gene Ontology annotation, biological process: tRNA modification; alanyl-tRNA aminoacylation. Gene Ontology annotation, molecular function: amino acid binding; aminoacyl-tRNA deacylase activity; alanine-tRNA ligase activity. The record is from RefSeq and is a predicted model, not a curated record.